Molecule: messenger RNA, 905 nt
Organism: Dichomitus squalens LYAD-421 SS1
Lineage: Eukaryota; Fungi; Basidiomycota; Agaricomycetes; Polyporales; Polyporaceae
Exons: 6
Coding region: 71-661 (196 amino acids)
Biological process (GO): regulation of DNA-templated transcription
Molecular function (GO): zinc ion binding; DNA-binding transcription factor activity, RNA polymerase II-specific
Source: RefSeq, a predicted model, not a curated record
UCCGGCCUAUAGGGACGCGAGCUGAUUUUCGGACACCCAGGUUCCUCUCGCUCCUCCCCUCGCCUUCCCCAUGAAGAUGAAGAACAUCUUCAAGAAGAAGCGGACGCGGUCCCCCCAUCCUGCGUGCACCCCCUGCUCUGACAAGAAAGUCAAGUGCAAUCCCAUCAACGGCGUCGGACUGCCUUGCCAGGCAUGCAUCCAGCGCAACGGGAUGUGCGAGUGGCCACUGGGGUCAAGUUCUACCAGGCAUUGCGGCCCGGAUGGGCACAAGCGUGGCGUUCGUUCCUGCCAGAACUGCCGCGCGAGUAAAAUGCGCUGUGAGCCUGCGGGCCAUCCCAGUGGUGCUUGCCGUAGAUGUAGGCGGGCCAACCUCGACUGCUCGUUCGCCGGAUGUUACUUAGGAGAGGCCUCACCCUCGAACGAUGGGCAGUCUGUCGCCGGGCCGUCUAACCAACGCAUGGCCAACGAUCAGGGCACAUACUCCCCUGGCAUCCAGCACCCCGUUGCAGGGGGUUCUCAGUCUUCAUGGUUGACGGUGGAUACCGGCGUCGCCAAUGUCGGCGGGAGCGUGAGUUCUGCCGAAGCGACGCCCACGUCUGGCCCUAGCAGCCCCAGCUCGUAUUGGCUUACCGUCAUGGGGGCUGAGGACUCCGACUCCUAGUCAACCGCGACGCAGCCUAACGCUAUCGGCGACUGCUUGCUAUGCCGGUUCUGUAUCGUAUCUGCCUUGUCCCGUCUUCUUGAUGAAAAGCCUAACUUAGAUACCUCGCUACUACUAAGUCCCACUCUGCACCAACCCCCGCUCUUAUUAGCAUGACUGUAACCUCUAUUGUCCUAUCUCGAUCUGUUUGUCCAAGAUGUGCCCUAGCACGCUGUAGCUCUUGCCUUAUACUGAUGUGGAUGCC